UAUUUAAAGAGUACUAUCUCUGAGUGCCAGAAUUUGGACAGUGUCUGAGAGCCGAGCAUCCAGCCCUCUUGGCGACAACAAUAUUUUUAAUAGGCCUUAUAAUUUUUUUUUAUUUCAGAAGUUACAACUUGGAUCUUAAUUAAGUUCUGUUGGUUGGUGUAUGUUAAUGACAGAUCCAGGAUGCCCACUGUGCGCGUGACACAGGAUCAUCCCGCCAAUGCCCUGGCCCUCAGUCCUGAUAACCUCCAAGUUGUCAUUGCUGGCCGCCAUGUAUUCAAAAUUUUUUCUAUUGAAGAUGAUGACUUAGUUGAGAAGGCAAAUCUUCGUACAGGGAAACACCUGAACCUAAAUUUCUCUUGCAAUGAUGUUGUUUGGAACCCUGUUGAAGACAGUGUUCUUGCAACAGCUUCCACUAAUGGGGCUGUGGUCACUUGGAACUUAAAUAAAGCUUCCAGGUCAAAGAUGGAUUGUGUCUUUAAUGACCACAGUCGAACUGUUCACAAGGUCAGUUUUCACCCAUGUGAACCACACUUACUAAUAUCAGGAUCUCACGAUGGAUUUAUGAAGUUAUUUGAUUUACGGAGAAGAGAAGCUACUCAGACUUACACCAGCAAUGCGGAGAGUGUCAGAGAUGUGCAGUUCAACCCUCAUCAUAGUGUGAAUUUCUGUGCAGUUUCUGAGAAUGGAAAUGUUCAGUUGUGGGACAUGAGAAGAUCUGACCGUGUGGAGAAGCAGUUUACAGCCCAUGGAGGUCCUAUUUUUGCACUUGACUGGCAUCCUGAUGUUAAAACUUGGAUUGCAACUGCUGGGAGGGAUAAAACUAUAAAGGUAUGGGAUUUAAAUGACAAUCCGACCGUGUGCAACACCAUUCAGACCAUUGCCUCAGUUGGCCGAGUGAAAUGGAGACCCAACACAAAGUAUCACAUUGCAAGCUCUGCUCUGCUAUGUGACUGCAGCAUCAAUGUAUGGGAUGUACGACGGCCUUACAUACCUCUAGCUGCUUUUAAUGAACACAAGAAUCUUACAACAGGCAUCUGUUGGCGUGCUGAUCCAAACAGCUUAUUGUCUGUUGGUAAGGACUGUACCUUGAUUCAUCAUUCAUUUCAAGAUGCAAUUAGACCGAUGGAAGAAGUUAAUCCUGCUGCCUUAGAUAUUAGUAUUUAUGGCGACAUCUCUAAUGCUUCUCGUAUAAAAGAAGAUUCUGAACCCACAGGAUCUCUGGCAAAAUUAUCCGUUUUCAGGAAACUUGUGACCUUUGGUGAGUAUAAUGGGCAGGUGUUAUCUUCUGUUCAAAUGAUGACCUGUGAAGAGGAUGCACCUGUCUCCACUCACCAUCUUGUUGAAUCUGCUAAACAAUACCUCCUUACUGGUCGUUCUCUUGCUGAAAUAUGCGAACAUAAUUCUGGCGUAGCCAAGAAGCUGAAUAGACAUCAGGUGUCACUUACAUGGCAGAUGCUACAGAUGCUCUAUGUGGGUGUUGGUGGUAGUGAUCACUUGUCAGGUCUUCAGGGAUCCAACAGAGAUGAUCCGACAAUACAGCCAGACACCAGCUUGGAAAAUGAACAGAGGUCAUCGCGUCAUUUCUCCGGGGGUGAUGCUGGUGGAGACACAUCUGGAGGAGGCUUUAGUGCAGAGGAAGGGGAAACUGAGACCGAUGAUACUGACAACCAUGACCUUAAGCUUACUAAUAUUGCUAGUGGUAUGACAAUUAACCAGGACUUUUUCUUUGGGGAUGGUGAAAUUAACCAAAUACCUUUUGAUUAUGACAAUCUCAAUAACAUGGACACUAGUCAAGACUGGACACUUCCUAAUGAAGCUUUUGAGCCACGUCACGAUAUUUUGCACAGAUCAGCUAUUCCACUACAGGAAUUUUCAUCGAAGUGUUCACCUAGAGAAAUUCAGGACACUGGCGGUGUUUCUGGCUAUGUGAUGGAAACUCCUUCACUACUGAGUGAGGUGCGAGGGACUGAGAUGCCAGCUUGGGGAUGCUCUGAGCUUGUGGUAGAAAUGCUUUACUACUAUGCCAAUCAUGGUGAUGUCCAAAUGUCUGUGACGUGUGUUAUUGUUCUUGGUGACAGACUCAAGGAGCUUCUGGACCCUGACCAGGUUGAACAUUGGUUUCUGUCGUAUAUUGACCUCCUACAACGUUUCCAGUUGUGGAAUGUUUCCAACCAAGUUAUUCAGCUUGCAGAGGGCCUUCCUUCAGUGUUACAGCAGAACCAGCAGUCCACAACAGUAGCAUUGAAUUGUGGUCGUUGUAACCAUGCUUUGGGCUGGAACAGUCUUCUUUGUAGAAAGUGUGGGUGUGCAUCAGCAACGUGUGCGCUCUGUCAUGGGAUAGUGCGUGGUCUGUUUGUGUGGUGUCAAGGAUGCUCCCACGGCGGCCACCUCCAACACAUGAUGCAGUGGAUGGCCAACAACAAGUCUUGCCCAGCUGGGUGUGGUCACUUAUGUGAAUAUACCUAAUUGUUUUCAUGGCAUUUCAGUAGUUUGCCUUUUAUUGCCAAUUUUUUAUCUUUUAAUGUAAACCAAAUUUUAUUCAUGAAUGUUCUUAUGUUUCCAUUUGGUUAUUAAAUGUUUUAAGGAAAGAUCCUUAAAAUCUUAAUUACACCAAGAUCUAUGCUCUUGGUGUAAUUUUCUGAUAUACAGUAUUAUGAUUUCAUAAUUCUUCAAUGACACUGUGAUAAGCCCUGCAUGGAUACAAGAUUCAUAUUUUAUUAAUAUAUUAACCAUAAAACCAGCGUUGAAUGUAAUGAAAUACAAAUUUCUGGGGGAGCCUCAGUGGCUCCCUGAAGCUACUAGCUCUGAUAGUGAUACUACUAGGUCCCAUCAGUUGCUGAGUUUUAUUGGCCUACCGGGGACCAUGAGCCAGAACCUGGCCCCCCUCACAAAGGCACAGCAAGCAGUGGUGCUUACGGUAAAAUUUCUAUAAAUAUAUUCAUGUCUGCCACCACCAGGAAAGCACUCAGAAAGUCAGCAAAACAAAACAAACCACUGCUGGCUUCAAACAAGAUUGCAGCCUCGAGAACCACCAAAGAACUUUCCAAACUAUGAAAACAUAUGAUAGAAAAUUCAUGAAACUAUCACUAGCUUGUUCACCCCACCUUCCCCACUCAUUUAGGGGAAGAAGGGAGGCAAGCUGCAGUCAACCAGCAGCGCCACCCUCAGUUCUAUGAAGAUGGACACUCCCCUGAUGUCCUGGAGGUCUAUCACUGAGCCACCAAGGCUCACCCAGAUUUUGGCAUUUCAUUGCAUUCAAUGCUGGUUUUCUGGGGACAGCCCUUUGUGGCUCCCUGAAACUAACUCCUCACGGAGAAGGAAUCAUUGGGCACACACCAGGGCAGAGGAAACACUGCUGUGACUAUGACAAAGACAAGACACUUGGACAAAAAAGACAACCCAAGGCCACACAAGAGAACCAGGGGACCAGGACAAUAAGAAGAGAGACCAGGCCACCAGAACCCUGUGCGACCACCAAAACUUCCUCGCCUGAACAUCAGCCCAGGACAUAUUUGUAAAGACAGCCGAGAGAGUGGCAUACUUCUGAACAACAUGGGUGCAAAGGCAGACCACAGGUUGGCAAGACUAAAGAACAUCACAGACGUCCUGAUAACAGGGAGCUAAGGGAACAGGAUCAACCCACAAGGCACCCACUGAGGCAGAACUUACCUUGUCACACUAAGGCGGCAAGGUAAGGCACGCACACAACUGCCAGACAGCCUUGUAGGCACAUGAACCAACUCAACACCAAAAGAUGGGGGCAUUACAGCUGAGGCAAGGCUGCCGGAGGCAGGGAAAGCACGAAUAGAGACCUUGGGUUGGAACCAAACAUACGAGGAAGAGCAGAAAAUAGAGGAGUCGAAACGUCCCAAAAGAUGGUACAUGGAAACGGAUACUAUAUACCACUGUGGUGAUAUUAACUUAAUUCAUCCGGACAUCAUCAACCUGGAGUACUAUGUGAAGUACUUACACACAGAACCAGGGACCAUGAAGACCCACAGCCAGGACCAGAAACAGCCCAGCAAAAAGAAGCAUCACAGGAAGAUGGAAACCAAGCAUUAGGAGACAUUAUACCUGCACCUGUACCACUAGUCUCUUGCUGAGCCACCACUUCUUGUCCCAAGCUAGCCAGCCUCAAGCCAUCCAAUCUGCCGUGCAGCCUUUCAGUGAUGGAGAGAAUCAAAGUUACAGUAACAAAAUGACUUCCCAUCCACAGUGGACCGGCCACUGAUCUUUCUGUCCCCUUGUCACCAUCCUCAUUCUGUUUCUAGAGAUUUCUGCCUUAUCCUUAUGUAUCUUUGCCCCCAACUUGCAAAAGCCUUUGAUCACUGUAAGUUGAGGUAACAAACACCUCCAAAUUCAUUGGCUCUAAACAUCAUGCCACUCUGGGGCAUCCAAUUGGGCACACAACAGAGUCCACCCAAACCAGAAAACCAAACAUCCCAACAUGUGGGCUUUUCAGUUAUCAUCUGAGAACCCCACACAUUGGGAAGGCUGGAAUGAGAACAACAUAACAGGAGUUAUGAGUUAGGAGGGUGGCUCCACAUGACUCAGUGUUGAAGGUGUCACCAACCCAACAGGCAGAAAGUAAAGGCGGAUGGACCAAACGUCACCAAGUGGCAAUGAUGACUCGAACCCCUCAACUCGCUCAAUAGUAUCAGGGGGUUCAGGAGAAAUAUCCACAAGACCCCGAACCAGUGGAGAUUUCAGGGGCCGGUGGGGAAAAUGGACCCCAACAGGAAGACCAGACACUGGGAAAUCUAUGCUGGUCCAUUCAACACAAGAAAAGCAUAAUACAAGUAUGCUAACACAGCCAGUCCAACGUGGCUGUGAAGAACAUCCUUGGUGUGCUUGGUAAAGCUCAUGAACCACAGUGUGCUCCAACAGCCAAUAUUUUUUUGCUUGAAGAAAGACAAUGUCAAGAAAACACCUAACUCACCCAAGGCGAGGGCCACCACAAGUGAGGAGGACCCCAUGGGAGUGAUUUCCCAGUACUCCAAGGAAGACAACCCUGGCAGUGGAAGAAUAGCGCUGGGGAGUGCACAGGAAAGAUAACCUUGAGCAUAUGCAGCUCCAAGCUCUCUUAACUCUUAGCUUUCACUGCACCAAAGUGCACAGGAACAGCCACAAAGACAAUAAACCACUACCUGGUGAAAACAGGACACUGGAGCCAGUGUGAUAGAGAAGGGGACCUGACCCAACACUACCAUCAGAAUAAAAUCGAACAAUUGGCUGACCACAGCCUCCCUCCCUCCCUCCCUGCAAAUAAAUGGGGAAGGAGGGGCAUAUGAGCUAGGGCUGAUUUCAUGAAUUUUCAAUCGUUUGUUUACAUGGGGAGUUCUUUGACAGUUCUCGAGGCUGCGGUCUCAUUUGAAGCCAGCAGUGGAAUUUGUUUCACUGGCUUUCUGGGUGCUUCUCUGGUGGAGGCAGACAUGAAUAAAUUCAUAUAAAUUUUGCCAUGAGUGCUACCAUUUCCUGCUCUACCUCUGUGAGGUGGGAGCCAGGUUCUGGCUUGUGGUCUUCGGUAAGCUAAUAGAACUCCAUAACUGAUGGGACCUAGUAGUAUGGCUCACUAUCAGAGAUAGUAGCUUCUGGGAGCCACAAGGGGCUUCCUGAAGAAAAAGUAUUUUGAGUGAAAAUUCAUCUGUGAAUUUAUUGUAUAUAAACAUGUACUUAGAAGCAAAUGUGACUUUUAUAAUAAAUUAUGUGAAAUUU
Messenger RNA from Procambarus clarkii (red swamp crayfish), 5715 nucleotides. RefSeq names its product WD repeat domain 24 (gene Wdr24). NCBI's taxonomy places the organism in Eukaryota, Metazoa, Arthropoda, Malacostraca, Decapoda, Cambaridae. The record is from RefSeq and is a predicted model, not a curated record. Gene Ontology annotation, molecular function: protein binding. Gene Ontology annotation, biological process: positive regulation of TORC1 signaling; positive regulation of macroautophagy; cellular response to amino acid starvation. Gene Ontology annotation, cellular component: cytosol; GATOR2 complex; vacuolar membrane.